AGGACAUGACGUGAGGUGACGUGUUGAUGUGGGUGGGGUGCCGAAGCAAUGGUAUGAUGUGGUGUGGUGUAGAAUAGGCACGUUGGUCACUCACUGGUCACGCUGGUGAGUGCAGUGCGUGUAUGUGGUGUGGUGUGCUGCCAUUUAGUGGGGUGGGUGGGUUGAUCAGAUCAAUGCAUGAAUGCUCUUAUUGCUACUGGUAUGUAUGUAUGGUGCGUCUUGUGUUGUGAGACAGACAGACUGGUUUUGACUUUUGGUUCCCUCCCUCGACAAAUGAAUCAGUCAAGUCCCAUAUGAAUGCAAUGCAAUGCAAUGCAUGGAUGUCACUCACUCCCCACUCCACUAACACCGACCGCACAAAACAACCACAUACAUACCCAACGACACACGCCAUGCCGUAUGUAUCGACACACACUCACGAAGACCCCACCUCAACUCAACGCGCACGUCAACCAAGUCAGUCAGGCGAAGUUUUUGAAUGGGUUCCCACCGGUGCGUUCCAGCACCUCAGCCAACUCCAGGAAUCUUUCUUCUUUCUCGUCCAGCUCAGCCGACACCUCACCCAACUGCCCCCACAAGGCACUCAGCUCGCGACCCGACGCACCGCCGCCAUCGAUGGUCUGCUGCAAAGCCUCCUGCCGCCCCCUCAGCUGCUGGAUAAGCUUAGGCAGGAGGUUGACCUCUUUCUUCUCCGCAUUGCUCAGGGACGACUUGACGUUGACAUUAUUGGCUAGCGCUGCCGCUGCCGCUGCUGCUGGUGCUGCUGCUGGUGCUGUGGAUGUCUCGCUGUGUCUGGCGGCUCUCUUGCUGUCUUUCCUGUCGGCCUCCUUCUCCAUCUUCUGCUUUUCCCGAAAAUAGUCCAUGAACUCAUCGAAUGAGCAGUCAUAGCGGCGGAUGAUGCCGUCGCCUUCGAAUGAGAAGAGAGUGUCCGUCGUCCGGUCCACAAACGCACGAUCUGCGUAUGGAUGGUGUACAUCCGUUCAUCGGCUGGGCUGUGCUGGGCUGUACGUGUCGAUGUGUUGUGUAUGUGUGUACUUAGCUACCAUGUGAAGCGAUGACAACCACACCAGGAAAGGUCUCCAAAAAGUCUUCGAGUGCAGAGAUGGUCGCCAAAUCUGACAAAACACCACCAGCCUGCCCGUGUCUCUCUCUCUCUGUCAUCUCUCUUCACUCACCGAGGUCGUUUGUGGGCUCGUCGAGCAGGAGAAAGUUGGGCUCCUUGACCAGCACCGACAGCAGCUGCAGCCUUCGCUUCUCCCCGCCGCUCAGCCGAUCCACAUAGUCAUACCACCGGGUAGACGGAAACUGGAACUUGUUCAGCAGCACACGGACCCUCUCUUGCCGGCCUUCCAGGCUGCUCAUGGCCGGAGACCCCACACCGAAACCAGAGCCACCUUGCGAUGAUGCGUCGGCGGGCGUGCCGAGGUCCGACAGUUCCGAUACCAAAAAGUCGAACAGGCGUGUGUUUGGCGGGAAAUCGAGACCCGAUUGGCUGUAGUAGCCGAAGCGGACUGUCUGGCCGACCUCCACAUGGCCUGAUGUGAGGGGCUGCUGGCCGGUCAGGGUGCGGCAGAAUGUGGUCUUUCCACAGCCAUUUUUCCCGACCAAUGCAAUUCUGUCGCGGGGCGCAAACUGCCACACGCACACACACGCUAACACAAAGAGAUGACAGCCAGACGACACUGUGAGUCGGAAUGCUCUCCCUGUUGACCUGGUAGGUGAAUCCAUCGAGUAUGGUCUUGUCAUCGAAGGCCACCGUAGCGUCCUCAAAGGCCACGAUGAAGCUGCCGAGCCGCUGGGACGCCUUAACGCUGCUCAACGCCACCGUCUGCCUCGACGUCCUCUGCGUCUCCAGCCCCUCCUUGACCUUCGUCUUCAGCUCCUCCACCUCUAGCAGCCGCAGCUUCGAUUUUCGCUGCCGGGCUUUGGCGCCGCGUCGCAGCCACAGGAUCUCCUUCUUGAGCCUUGACUGAGCCGAUGCCAGUUGUGCCAGCUCGUUCUCCUCUAUUUUGGCCUUUUCUCGAAGAUAGUAGGCGUAGAGCGAGCCCUCGUAGCUGCCCUGGUAGACGUAGAGAUCCUUCAUGUCGAUCUCGAAGACGUGGCUGGCGACCUUGUCGAGGAAUGCCCGGUCGUGUGUGGCGAUGAGCACCGCCAUGUCGCCCGCUGCCACUGUCCUCUCCAGCCACUCGAUGGCGAAGAAAUCCAGGUGGUUUGUCGGUUCGUCCAGCAGCAGCACGUCCGGCCUUCGGAUGAGUGCCGACGCCAGCGCGACGCGCUUCCUCUCUCCGCCAGAGAGGUCCGAUAGCAGCCGGUGCUUCAGCCCCUUGAUGUCAAGCCCCUCGAGAACCUGGUCGAUGUACGUCUGGACGGACCAGGCUUCCUCUGCCUCCAUCUCUUUCAGUGCCCUCUCCAUUGCAGCAUUUGCCCUCAUCCUGUCGUCUACCAGGUGGGCUGAUGAGCCUGGAUCAUCCUGAUGCAUCCUGGCUUCGACGCCUUCGAGCUGCUGCAGCGUGUCGUAGUAGCGCCUCACUGUGGCGAGUAUGGGCACGUCGGCUGACCAGAUUGCGUCUUCGACGGUGGCCACACUCAUGCUGAUGGGACCAGAGGGGCCUUUCAGUGACACACCAUGCACCAGAGGGUCCUGCUCCACCUGGACACACACACACACACGCGCAGACAGGCACACGCAGAAACACAAGUGAAUGCCUCACACGAGCGCCAGCUGCUGCCUUGUUUGUGUUUGCUUACGUAGACAACUGAGCAUUGCCCUUGACGCUGCACUGUCCCCUCAUAUCCCUCCCUGUCGGCCAAUACGCGCAAUAAUGUGGACUUGCCGCACCCAUUCUUGCCCAGCAGAGCCACUCGCUGCCCUUUGUUCAGCGAGAAGCUGAGAUCCUUGAACUGAUAGGUCUCGCCAUCAUUGGCCUUGCUGAGGUCCUUGACGACGAUAAGCUCUGGCCCUGUCUGAGCCACGACAGCGUCCGCCAUCCUGAUGCCGACUCUGCUGCUGGUGCUGCUGCUGCUGCUGUGCAUUGGCCGCCGAUGCAGAUGGGGCACACGACGCAGUAGCCUGAUGGGUGUGACGAAAGAUGCUGGAGGCGUCCAUCGCUGGGCAGCAUGAUAGGCUUCGCAUCGCCAGCGCCAGAGGAAGAUGAAUAGCCAUGACGUUGCGCGGAUGAGAUCUACCCACACCAUCGCGAUGAGAACGAAUUUGAACAUUUCCUUCCUGCUCAGAAGUGCAAGUCGGUCCAGGGUUUAGGGUCUAGGGUUCAUAGGCCGACGAAGGGCGGACCGGCGUCGACGACAGACGCGCAUGACACGUAUUGAAUACAAUACACGCACCAAAAGGUCUCUCUCGCUGUUAUGAAUGCAUGCAGCCAUGCACUGCACGCACUGCACCAGGCUAUCUAUGUCACACCCAGCGGAAGACAGAUCUCAGUCGACCGACUAACGCACUCACUCACAAUCGGAAUCCGAAUAUCCCUCCGAUUAUUCUCAAGAUGAAAUUGCCGAACCGGCCGAACAUCCGCACCAUGGUCCGCAGGGCCGUCAGGUAGAGGGCGUUCUUGACUAUCCGCCCCGCCAUCUGCACCAUCGGGUUGCUGAAGAUCUCACUCAGUGCCUUGGGCAGGCUCGGCUGGGGAGGUGGCACAUUGCCCUGCCCACCGCCCGUCGGCCCUCCCGCCCCCGGCUGCUGCUGCUGCUGCUGCUGCUGUCCGGCCCCCGCCUGCCGGAAGAGGUUCUCAAAGAGACCUUGGAAGGGCGGCGGGACGCCCGGGCCUCCACCCAUGCCACCGAAGGGCUGCUGAGGGCCACCGAAGCCGGCUCCUGCUGGGCCCAGGUCCCUCUCUCCCACCUGCUGCUGGGUGGUGCGGCCGUCGGGGGUGCGUGUGGUGAGGAUGGUCUGCUCGAUCAGACGGCCGUCACGCUGGAUGAUGACCCGCUGGUAGGAGGUGGAUGAGGCCCCCAUGCCGUUGAACCCACCCAUGCCCAUCCCCGGCAUGCCGCCGGGGAAGCCGCCCAUGCCGGGCAUCCCAAACGGACCUCUCAUCCCCCGCAGACCCCCAAAUAAUCGCAUGAGCUCCUCGAGCUCAGCUUGGUUGACGCGACCGCCGAAAGCCCCCGGCCCCCUCCCUCCCGCGCCUCUGGCCCGCAUGGCGGCCGAGAGGAUCUCCUGGAGAAUCUGAUUGACACUCCUGUUGCCGAACAUCUGGCGGAAGAUGGCCUCGGCCUCCUCGGGAGUCAUCCGGUGGCCGCCGGGGAACCCGCCAGGGAAGCCACCUGGGAAGCCGCCUGGAAAGCCCUGCGCACCUCCAGGGAAGCCUUGGGCGCCGCCUGGGAAGCCGCCUCCGCCACCUCCCAUACCCGCACCGCCCCCUCCGAAGCUGCGGAACGAGUCGUAUUGGCUGCGCUUGUUGCUGUCGGAGAGGCACUCGUAUGCCUCGGCGAUGUUGCGGAAAUUCUUCUCGGCCUCUUCGCGCUUGUCGGGGUUUCUGUCUGGAUGCCACUGACAAUGACACGACACACACAGCCAACCCAACGCACACACGGACAGCAAGCAGACACAUGAGGGCCAGAAAAGGCUUGCGGACAUGAGAGCUGCAGGCAUGUGUUGUCAUCAUAUACCGACCUGAAGUGCGAGUUUUCGGUAGGCCUUCUUGAUGUCGUCUUGACUGGCUCCCCUGUCGACGCCAAGACGUUCAUAAAAGUCUUCAGAAGAUGUGUUGGCGAACCACCGGUGCUGUGUGUGCGGCACCCGCGCCCUGCUGGCGAUGAUCCUCCGGAAGGACGGCAGCGCAGCGCACGCCGAAAGAGCGCGAACGCCACCAAAUAAAACGGGCAGCGCAGCGCCAUGGGUAUGGGUCAGCAGCGGUGCUGCAUGCCGCUGCAGGACAUACCGCAGCUCUCUUCUCAUUGUCUUGAUCUUGGGAAACAGUUGCUGAGCAUCGCUCCUUCCACCAUCGAAAGCCUUCUCACAGCUGAAGAAGUCUGAUUUCUCAGUGUCACUCAGAAGCCCUUUGUGAAGACAGAGGCUAUUAAGCUCGCGUUCCGAUCG
Molecule: messenger RNA, 5056 nt
Organism: Vitrella brassicaformis
Lineage: Eukaryota; Vitrellaceae
Source: the annotation of a GenBank genome assembly